ACUAAGAGACCAAAACAAAUGGGGUAAACUAUAAUGGCGUUUUUGUGGCGAGAGGUGAGAAGAGUGAGCAAAUUAAACCCUUUUAAAUAUUUCAAUGCUGAAGCAGAAGAUGUAUCACGGAAGAAACAUAUUGAAGGAAAUGCAUUGGCCAAUUUUUUAAGUCCAUUUGAAUCGUAUGUAGUUUUACUACAAAGCCUUCUUAUAUGGGAACGACCGUAUUACAGUGCAGCGGCAUUAAUUUCUGUCAACUGCGUAUUUUGGUUGAUUGUCUCUUAUAGUGCAUGUUUCUACUCACUGUUGGCUCUUGCUACAUUGUCAGCAUUUCUGUAUAAAACUUGGGUAAAUUGGAUCUGGCCUGAGAUAAGGGUGACACCUAGUGAAGACAAAGAUAUGGAGGAAUGGACACCUGUCCACCCACAAGUAUAUAGUGUUCCUGAACUCUCUCGAUAUCUUUCUGAAUGGUGGUCAUCAUGUGAAGUAUGGCUUCGCUGGUACUGGCAGCUAAGACAGGAUUAUCCUGGAGUGUUCUGUAUCCUGACUUGUAGCUUAUUGGGUUGUCUAGCCCUGAUUGGUCACAUCUUUCCAGGAGUUGUCAUUUCGUAUGCAGUAUUGAUGACCAUCUGUCUCGCACCUGGUGUCAUGCUGUAUGUAAUUCCCUUGUCUUGGCACGAAAAAGCAAAAGAAUUAAUUACCAUAGUAACCAGUAAAGUUCAAAAGAUCCAACAUUCAGCUGAGAUAGGUGAUGAGUCUGUUUCGAGGACAGUAGACACCGACAGUGACAUGGAAGAUUCUCUACCACAGACUUCAGAGGAAAGUCUCACUAAAGAAUUAAGCUUCACAGGAGAUAUAGAUUCAGUUGAUGGUAAAAAAAUGCAUGGAUCUCGGACAGGGGCGGACACAUUACCCUUGCCUUGUGAUUCACUUACAGGGUCACUAAUUUCAGAAGAAGAAGACACUUCCCUAUACCAUGGCCUGGAUUCUUUUCCUGAUGUUCAAGAAGAAAGUGGAGAUGAAUUACAAGCAAAUUUAGCUGUUGAACCUCAGAAAAACAAUACAACCACCUCUGCAGGAAAUAAUGGAAACACAAUUCAUUUUCACCCCUCUUAUUUUAAAGAAGAAAGCUCAGAAUCAGAGAAUGAAGAGGAAGUUUUUUUUAACGAAGAGCUUGCUUUUUCUGGCUCCAUGGAAUCUAGUGAAAACUUGCCUGAGGAGCUGGCAGUCAGCUCCAUCUCAGACUCUAAUAAAAGUUCACAGCUUACUGAGUGUGAACUUGAAGCCAGUAUUCAAGAAGAAAUCUCCAGCGAAUUGAAUUUCAGUCACCAACGCAAUAGUGAUUCAUCCACACCGCAUUUAGAUGCACCACUCCUGCAGAGAGAGCAGUCACAGUCCAGCGAUAUUGAUAUUAAUGAAUAUGAAAUUGUUUCUGAAUCAGAAAUUGGCUCUUGAUCAAGAUAUAAGCAUUUCUUGGAAUUCUACUUACUUAUGAGUGUCUUGUUUAAAAAUAAAUAAAUUAAAAUUGUAGCAUAAUGGAAUUAUUUCCUUUUAGGCUUAUUUGGAUUUGCCCACUCUCAUGGUGAUAAAUGUUAUUUGGUAUUUUGUCAAAUGAUGAUAAUGUUUAGGUAAAUAUUUAACUUGUGUGUAAAUGUUUUACCUUUUAUUGAGUGCAAGACAUAUAUAGUAUGUCUUUCACUAUAGAACCGUAUCAUUGUAAAAUUACCCUAAUAGUAUAUUUUCCAGUUUUGAUCUUGCCUCUAGUUUUAAAAUGUCUCUGGAGUUGUUUUAAUUAAUUUAAAGUUUAUAAUAUAUAGUUUUCAUGUUUUAUUGUUAAUUAUAUUUAUGUUGUUUCUGAGGAACUCUUAAUGAAUUUAAGACUCGUACGUCAAUUUGCACGUAGAUGAACUAUGUAUUUCUCAAAUUUGGACAUCACUGAAGAAAACUUCUUUUAAGAUUGCACUAUUGUUUUUCUAAUGGCAGCCAUUUUGUUUUACAUACAGAUUGUAAAUUUCAAAAUAAAAUUUCAAUCUUGUU
Molecule: messenger RNA, 2028 nt
Organism: Limulus polyphemus (Atlantic horseshoe crab)
Lineage: Eukaryota; Metazoa; Arthropoda; Merostomata; Xiphosura; Limulidae
Product: reticulophagy regulator 3-like
Exons: 8
Coding region: 34-1446 (470 amino acids)
Biological process (GO): reticulophagy
Source: RefSeq, a predicted model, not a curated record